Messenger RNA from Ruditapes philippinarum (Manila clam), 550 nucleotides. Its product is annotated as complement C1q-like protein 2. NCBI's taxonomy places the organism in Eukaryota, Metazoa, Mollusca, Bivalvia, Venerida, Veneridae. The record is from RefSeq and is a predicted model, not a curated record. Gene Ontology annotation, molecular function: protein binding.
UAUGAAUUGUCGUACUUUUCGUAUAGUCGUCAAAGUGAAAAGAUGCAUUUUCUCUUAUAUCUGUUUGUAAAUGUUGGUCUUUUUUGCCACCAGCAUGUGGCUGCGGCUAGGAAUGAACCAGCAUGUUCAAAGUUUGACUACGAGGAAAAGCUUCUGGAGAAAAUGAUACGAAUGGAAGUUAAAAUGGAACAAAUGGUUAAUGAAAUUAAAAUUACAAAGGAUGAUGUUUUGGCAUUAACGAACGAGGUUACACAGACGGUCAAAACUGCUGAAAAUAACAUUCACGAGUUUCAUCGUAACAUCAACGAAACAAUUAACAACUUUGCUGAAAAAUUUGAACAAGAAAAGGCGAAGAUAGCUGCGUUGUCAGAGAAGGUUUUCAUUCCAAAGAUUGCAUUCAAUGCUCGUCUGUCGUCAACAGUCAAUUUAGGCGCAAACGUGAAGAUCGUGUUUGAUACCGUAUUAAUGAACGCAGGUGAAGGUUACGACAAAACGUCUGGAAUUUUCUCAGUAUCACAAGAUGGACUGUAUUUCUUCUCUGCACAUUUAU